This is a messenger RNA of Solanum tuberosum (potato), 1029 nucleotides long. RefSeq lists its product as uncharacterized. Gene Ontology annotation, molecular function: aspartic-type endopeptidase activity. Gene Ontology annotation, biological process: proteolysis. The transcript has 2 exons. Lineage: Eukaryota; Viridiplantae; Streptophyta; Magnoliopsida; Solanales; Solanaceae. The record is from RefSeq and is a predicted model, not a curated record. The coding region runs from base 1 to 1029 and encodes 342 amino acids.
AUGGCCAUGCUAUGGUGGAGGCGUAAGGAGGCCGAGAUAGGGAAGGGGUCGUGCACUAUCAACACCUGGGAGAAAUUCCGAGAAGAGUUCAAGAAAGCCUUCUUCCCCAACAACUGCCCUGAACUGAAGAGCCUUGGUGCCAUCCUGCGAGAGCGGAAGGAGAAAGGCGCCCAGGAGCAAGAACAAGGCGAAGGGACGACGCAGUUGGGCUUGAUAGGGCUAUGCGGAGCAAUCACCAAGCAGCCAGAGAAGCUAAAAGGAUGCGGCGUGCAAUAUGUCGACCUUAAGAUCAAUGGAAAGCCCGCUUGUGCUUUGGUCGACACGGGUGCAGAGGUCAAUCUCAUGACCAAGAAGGCAGCAACGAGGUUAGGGCUGAGUUACAGUCCAAGCAGCGCCCAACUCAGGACAGUCAAUGCACCCCCGACUCCUGUGAAUGGAGUUGCGCAUGGAGUAAGCAUCACGCUGGGCGAGUGGCAAGGUAAGACCAACUUCACUGUUGCUCCUGUAGAUCUUUUUGACAUAAUUCUUGGGCAGGAGUUCUUCCAGCAGUGCCACGCGGCGAUCGACCCUCACCUCCAACGACUUCUAGUCAUGGAGCAAGGAAGAUCAUGUAUGGUGCACAUGGUCCAGGUGCCGAAGACGGAAGGACAAGUCCGCCUAACGGCCAUGCAGCUCGAGAGAAGACCUAAGAAGAAGGAGCCAGCGUCUAGAGCCACCAUUGCAAGUUCGAAGAAAGACAAUGGUGCAAAAGGGUCCCUGCCGCCACGCAUGAAGAAGGUUCCAAAAGGGAACAAUGCCGUAAUGCCAAAGAAGCCACCGAGGCGCUUGCCUCCUAAGAAGGAGGACGGUCCUAAGUCCGAGCUAGAAACGAUAUGGAAGACAAUGAAGGCGUUGCGCAAGGGCCUUGAUCGAGUCAAUGGACUAUUGGUCGCGCAUGCCCAAGGCUCGGAUGACAAUGUAGCAGUAAUGCGACGCGGUCGUCGCAUCAAUAGGUGGGGGAGAAUGUCACGUCCCGCCACGUCACAGUGA